CCCGAGUUAUGACCCCCCUGUGCUCAGUUCCAGCGCCGACACGACCACGACGAUGGCAUCGGCACGAGCGUGGGUCCUCGCAGCGGUUCUCCUGGUCUGCCUCCUCGCCGGUCCCACCGACGGCUGGCGGAGGCGACGCCGCCGACGCUGCACGUAUUACAGAUCGGCCCUACCCGGCGCCGUCAACAACUGGGACCAGCCCUUCACCUUCCAGUGUUACGGAAACCAGGCCAUCUACCGUGUCCAGAGCGUCCACUGCAACAGGGCCGAGGACCGAGUCUGGCGGUUCCAGUGCAGGUCUGUUCCGGGGCUUUCUUACUUCAACUGGCACUACUGGUCGCCAUGGAUCAACACCUUUGACAACUACAUGAACUACAACUGUCCGUUCAACGGCGUCGUCACCGGCUUCAAGAGCGAGCAUUCCAACAGCCGCGAGGACCGCCGCUGGAAGGUGAGGUGCUCCACCAAGUGGGGAAUGACAACCUACAACUGCUACUCGUCCCCUUAUGCGAACUACUGGGACGCCGCCAUGAACUACUACGCUCCCUAUGGCUACUACUUACGGGGCAUGUAUGGACACCACGACAAUGGCCGAGAGGAUCGGCGCUAUGGAUUCCGCUUGUGCAGGAUCAGGUUGUAGCGAUCUGGCCUGGCGGUACAACAACACUGAGUGUGGAUCCGAUACAGUCAAAUUAAGUUUCAAUAUUUUUGCACUUAGUUGCAUUGGCCAUGAUAUAUAAGUGUUUUAUGAUAAAAUUUCGCUUUGUCAUUUUAGUCCGGACCAACACGUGCAUGUUUUUCUAUUUAGUGAAAGGUUCACAAUACUUCAUUCCUCUGAUUUAAAUCCGCAGUGAUUAUUUAAAUCGACGGUGAUUUUGCCUGAAGUGAAUUAAUUAUCAUUGAAGCGGUGUUUGCUAUGUACAUGUAUAGUUAUCACGUUUGUUGAUUCACAGUGUUCUUCGUCGUCUGCAGUCCUUCUGUAGUAGUUUCAUUUUGCUCAAUAUACCUGUCUUCUAUUCACAUUUGAGGUUCUGUCAUAACUAUGAUUUAAAGGAAGUGAAGCUAGUUGCACCACAAACUACCGGCAAUAAAUCCUAAAAGAAUUGAC
This is a messenger RNA of Branchiostoma floridae (Florida lancelet), 1108 nucleotides long. RefSeq names its product hemagglutinin/amebocyte aggregation factor-like. Gene Ontology annotation, molecular function: extracellular matrix structural constituent. Lineage: Eukaryota; Metazoa; Chordata; Leptocardii; Amphioxiformes; Branchiostomatidae. Gene Ontology annotation, cellular component: extracellular matrix. The coding region runs from base 53 to 640 and encodes 195 amino acids. Gene Ontology annotation, biological process: collagen fibril organization. The record is from RefSeq and is a predicted model, not a curated record. The transcript has 3 exons.